Gamsiella multidivaricata is the source of this 221-nucleotide messenger RNA. RefSeq lists its product as uncharacterized. The coding region runs from base 1 to 192 and encodes 63 amino acids. The record is from RefSeq and is a predicted model, not a curated record. The transcript has 2 exons. Lineage: Eukaryota; Fungi; Mortierellomycota; Mortierellomycetes; Mortierellales; Mortierellaceae.
AUGGCGCCCUACCUUGGAAGUGUCUAUUCGACUCUUGUUUCCUUUGACUGGAUGCAGAGUGCCUCACCUCAACAGGAGUCUGUUUCUCGAGUUCUUUCACCAGCCGAGGAGAUGGUCCGUCCCUGUCCAAUGUUCUCUACAAUUAUUUGUUUAAGGCGGUCUGCACACGAACAAGGCAGUCGAGUGGAGUGAUAUUCGCUUCCCUCGUCAGUUCUAGCAGA